Benincasa hispida (wax gourd) is the source of this 1633-nucleotide messenger RNA. Lineage: Eukaryota; Viridiplantae; Streptophyta; Magnoliopsida; Cucurbitales; Cucurbitaceae. The record is from RefSeq and is a predicted model, not a curated record.
CUUAAAAAAAAAAACAAAAGAAAAAUUGCAUACAUACAUCAUUUUCUCACAAAUUAAAUAUCCAUAAGAUCCAUUCUUCAAUAUUCUUUUUCUUUUACAAAUAUUGAAAUAUAUAUCUUAUAGAGAGAGUUUGAGCUUAAAGCCUUGGCCUGCCUUUGGCUUAUUAUUCUCCCACCACCUUUCAAGAAAGUUCCGUACACCGUAUUACGCAUCUCUCUUCGUCUAUUGUCUAACACAAGUUUUUUCAGUGAAAAGAUCUGUUAAGAGAAUGAAAAUUUCCUUGUCGGCGAGCUGCAAGCAAGCUGCGGCGGAGCCGCCGCUAGUAAAUUUUCAAGGUUCAAACACACUCAAUUUGGAACCAUUUUUCCGGCGAAAAGACAAAGUAGUAUUCGUGAUGGGAGCUACCGGCUCCGGGAAAUCCCGGCUGGCAAUCGAUUUAGCUACCCGUUUCCCAGCUGAGAUUAUAAACUCCGACAAAAUCCAAGUCUACAAAGGACUCGAAAUUCUCACCAAUAAGGUCACCGAAAAAGAAUGUUGUGGGGUCCCACAUCACCUCCUCGGAAUCGCCGAUCCAAAUUCAAACUUCACGGCCGCCGACUUUCGCCGCCACGCCUCAUCGGCGAUUAACUCCAUCGUCGGAAAACGCCGCCUCCCUAUCGUCGCCGGCGGCUCCAACUCCUUCAUUGAAUCUCUUGUCGACGAUGAGCCUGAGUUUCGAUACCGUUAUGACUGUUGCUUCUUAUGGGUGGACGUGUCCUUACCGGUCCUCCACUCAUUCGUGUCGGAACGUGUCGAUCGGAUGUUGGACGACGGAUUAGUUAAUGAGGUACGGAAUUUGUUUGAUCCUAAAGGAAAUGACUAUGCGCGUGGGAUUCGACGCGCCAUUGGAGUGCCUGAACUCGAUGCAUUUCUACACGCUGAGAUGGAUUCAGCUAGUGAUGAUAAAACUCGAUCUCGAAUUCUUAAGGCUGCUAUUUUGAAGAUAAAAGAAAAUACGAGAAAAUUGGCAUGCCGUCAACGACAAAACAUUCACCGCCUCCAGAGCAAAUGGGGAUGGAAUCUCCACCGUAUUGACGCUACCGAAGUCUUCCUACAACUUGGCAAUGGAGAAUAUUCCAACCAUGUUUGGGAGACGCUCGUGGCGGAGCCAAGUUCUAUUAUCAUCGAUCAAUUUCUUUGUGAAAAUAGUUUCAAGCGCCAUUCAGUGAAAAUCGAACACACAGACAAAGUUUUCAAUGUAGUUUUUUGAAUAAUUUUUUGAAACCUAAGCUUGAAUGGUAUAACUCAUCUAGAUGAUGGCACGUAGCAACAACAGAAGAGGACUUCUUCUUGUAUCAUGUGAUGGAUUUUUAUUGGAGCAAUUAUUUGGAUGUAUCUUAAACUGCACUCAUAUUUAUGUAUUCUAAUCUAAUCAUGCAAAAAAGAAAAAAAAGAGUGUUAUUUACAAAUUAUGGUGGCACAACUAGAUAAAAUGCAUGAAAAUGAAUGUAGACUAAGUUGUACUCGAGUAUUUUUUGGUUUUAUUGCUAGAUUAAUUUUAUUAUUAAAAGUUAAAUAAAUUAAACGACAGGGUCUUGGAUUGUAGGUGGAAUCUGCACGUGCGGCUACUGCUGUAGUUUCUUUCCCACCUGUG